UGUAAGAAUAGUUUGUGGCUUUCUGGCCCUUCCUGUUUCCAAAGUGUUUCUCCUGUGAAACCACACCCUCACCUGUGGCUGCACCUACUCUUUUGUGCACGCCUUGAAACGGCAGUAGCAAGGAGUGGGAUUUCAACAGUAGGGUAUUCGGUGAAAAAUGGUCAGAAAUAAGCCGUUUUAGUCCUUUCACACAAAUUUCUCACUGAGAACGACGGAAAAGGAAACAUGGAAAACUCAGGACCUGAAGAAGAUGGAAGACUAGGAGAAGGAGGCGGGGGCAGCAGAGACGAUAUCUGCAAAAAUGAGAAGGACCAGAGUUGGAUCCCUAAAAUCAUCAAGAAAAGAGUGUGCAGCACCUUUGUAGAAGAUUCUUCCAGAAACGGUAGUGUGUGUCAAUGUGGGGGUGAGAGAGAUGCUCAUGCCUCUAUGGAUCUUGGUGACUACUUCAGCACUGCCAUUGUGAACCAGUGGGAAAGUGCAAAGCACACCUCUGAACAGCCGACUGAUGCCUUUGGAGAAAUGCAGUUUGUUGGAGCCAGCAAGAGGCAUAGCUAUUUCCUACGUCUGUCAUGGAGCACUGAGCCUUCUAUGGUAUACACCAUAUUGACAGUCCACUGGGGUCUUCCUGCACCCAACCUGGUUGUUUCUGUUGUGGGUGGAGAACACAAGACACAAGUGAAGACCUGGGUACGGGAGGUCCUCAGGCAGGGGCUGGUAAAAGCCUCACAAAGCACAGGUGCAUGGAUCCUCACUACAGGUCUGCGCGAAGGUGUUGGCAGGUGUGUUGGUCAAGCUGUGAGAGAUCAUGCAACUGCAGCGUCUUCGGUAUCUCUCAACAAGGUGGUAGCGUUGGGCAUCGCUCCGUGGGGUUUCGUGUUAAACCGAGAACAGCUGGUCAAGCCUCAGGGGAGCUUUCCUGCAAAGUACUUUGUCUUCAAUUCCUCAAGUCAGGACUCCUCUUGCUCCCUGGACAACAACUACCAGGCCUUCUUGUUGGUGGACGAUGGGAGUGUGGGCCGCAUAGGUGGAGAGACGGAUUUCAGAGCCAGACUGGAGGAAUAUAUCUCCCAGCAGCGCACAGGCAUAUGGGGAAGUGGCAGCAUUGACAUCCCUGUCAUUUGCAUGCUGAUAUCAGGGGAGACAAACAUGCUGAAGAGAAUGGAACUCUCUUUGAAAAAGUCCAUUCCCUGGCUGGUGCUUGCUGGUUCAGGAGGCUUGGCUGAUUUCCUCAGUGAUGUCUUGGAGAACUUGUCUCGACCUCCAGCUGUGCAGUCUUCUGUCGAAGGCAACAGUGAGGCAGCUCCCAGUGUGGAUCUUACAGAGAGAGUGUCAGAACUGUUUAAAAAGUAUUUUCCUUCAGAAGCAAAGACAGACAAAAUAGUUGAACAGACUUUGAGCAUUUACCAGAACAGGGAGUUGAUUACAAUCUACCAUGGAGAGCAGGAGAGUCCAAAUGACUUUGACAUAGUUCUACUUAAAACACUUGUGAAAGCAAGCAAGCAGCGUGCAACAGUUGAGGAAAACCCUUACAUUGAUGAGCUGAAGCUAGCAGUCACAUGGAACAGGGAUGACAUUGCCAAGAGUGAACUAUUCAACGGAUCUAUCCACUGGAGGUAUGAAGAUUUGGAAGACUCAAUGACAGAUGCCCUGAUCAAUGACAAGCCUCAGUUUGUUAGGCUUUUUGCUGAGAAUGGUUUGAACAUUCUGAGCUACCUAACGUAUGGCAGGCUGGAAAGCCUCUAUCGCGCUGUGCCUGGUGGAACGCUGCUCUACCAGCUACUCCAGGGCCGCCUAGCGGAGCGGCUGGGGAGUGCAGCAUCUGUAUCCCCAUCAUCGGACCAACUGGAAUCAGCCACAAAAGCGGCGGCAGAUAACUAUCAGAGAGGAUUAGUGAAAGAGGUCACCCUUUUUGAGGUGUCAGGGGUCCUGAAAAUGUUAUUGGGUGAUAUCUGCCAGCCUUUCUACUACCAAGCUUUGGGUUUACAGUUCGGUUCAUCCAAAAAAAAAACUCUAAGGCGUGCCAGUAAGGUUGUGCGUGGAGAUUCCAUGUAUCGGAAGAUGCGAUGCCGGGAUCCCUGGGCUUCGCUUUUCAUCUGGGCCAUACUGCAGAAUCGCCAUGAAAUGGCCCUUUUCUUCUGGGAGAUGGCAGGUGAGGCAGUACUGAGUGCUCUCAGUGGCUGUAAUAUGCUCAGAGAGCUGUCCAAACUGGAGGAAGAGACUGAUACCAAACACUCCAUGAAAGAGCUGGCUCAGAAAUUUGAGAACCUGGCACAUGAUGUCUUCAACUCUUGCUAUCGGAGUAAUGAAAACCGCUCCUUCACCUUGCUGAUUAGAAAGUCUCCCAUCUGGGGUGGCACCACCUGCCUGCAGAUGGGCAUGAGUGCUGAUGCUCGGCUUUUCUUCAGUAAUGAUGGAGUACAGUCUUUACUGUCCCAGAUCUGGUGGGGUGAUAUGAAGAGGAACACAGAGGUUUGGAAGCUCUUGCUCACUUUCAUCUGCCCCGUCCUCUGCUACACCAACCUCAUCACCUUCAAGAAAAAAGAAAAUCAGCUUGAGGAGGGUGAGGAUGAGCUGGGUCAGGACACAGACAGCCUCUAUGGGACCACUGUCUUGUCUUUCUCUGACAUCAGCGAAAAUGAUGGGGAAUCAGAAGGUCAAAAGUUUAUUGUCAUAAAAGACACUUCUAAGCCAUACAGACCACCAAAGCGUCCAUUCAUAGUGUCACGCUGGCGUCAGUUCUGGUUUGCACCGGUCACCUCAUUUUUGGGCAAUGUCCUGAUGUACUUCCUGUUUCUCAUGCUUUUUGCUUACGUGCUGUUGGUGGAUUUCAAGCCCCCGCCACCCUUAGGCCCAGCCAACAGCGAAUAUGUGCUGUACUUCUGGGUAUUUACCAUUGUUUGUGAGGAGAUUCGACAGACCUAUUUUUUAGGGACGACUUGGUGUCAAAGGUUCAGACUUUACAUUCAGGAUGUGUGGAAUAAAUGUGACAUGACUGCUGUCAGCCUGUUCAUUAUAGGACUAAUCUGCAGGAUGUUCCACUGGUCCCAUGAGUUUGGCCGGGACAUCCUUUGUUUGGACUACAUGGUUUUCACCCUUCGCCUCAUUCACAUUUUUGUCAUUCAUAAGCAGCUUGGGCCAAAAAUCAUAAUUGUGGGAAAGAUGAUGAAGGAUGUGUUCUUCUUCCUCUUCUUCCUGGGUGUGUGGCUCCUGGCAUACGGAGUUGCCCAUCAGGCUCUGAUCUACUCCUACGACCCAAACCCAAAUCGCAUUUUUCGGAGAGUUUUCUACAGGCCAUACUUGCACAUCUAUGGACAGAUCCCCGUGGAAGAGCUGGAUGUGGGCAAGGGGUGGGAUGUAAACUGCACAGACGACAUGACUUUGAUUGACAAAGGUGAAGAGCCGUGCAGAACUGAGGAUAGUAACUGGCUGGUAGUGAUUUUGCUAGUCACAUAUCUCCUGGUCACCAACAUCCUGCUUAUCAACCUGCUCAUUGCCAUGAUUAGCUACACUUUCAGUAAAGUGCAGGAACACAGUGACAUCUACUGGAAGUUCCAGCGUUACAACCUGAUUGUUGAGUACCACUCUCGUCCUUCCUUGGCUCCUCCUUUCAUUAUCCUCUCACACAUCAACCUCUUUAUCAGGAGGAACAUUCGCAAAGUGCCUUCUGUAAAGAUCCAACACUUUGUGUUGGAGUUAGAUGCAAAGACGGCUAACCGAUUAACAACGUGGGAAACGGUUCAGAAGGAAGACUUCCUGGCCACUCGAAACAAGAUGCAGAAAAACAGUGACUCAGAAAGGCUCAAACGAAUGUCUGCAAAGGUAGAUGGUGUGCUUAAACAUGUGAGUGAAAGCAGAGGCUUUGAACACAGGCUACGGGCUCUGGAGAAUCAGAUGGAAUAUUGCUCAAAUGCUCUCAGCUGGGUUGUGGAUACUUUAGCAGAAGGAAGCACAUUCAAACCUCCUCGUCCCCCACCUACAUUACGAGAUGCGGCCCCCUCCUCUUCUAACUCAACUUGAUUUAAUCUUUGCUUCACUCAGGUUCAGGCAAAAACAAAAAUGGAGCACGCUUUUUUGAGAACUUCUAUGCAAUCAACCACCAAGAACCUCAAUUGGCUCAGUUCUAAGCACCAAACUGAAAAAAGAAGUCAAUGCAUUUAUAAUUUACAUUAGUUACUAGCAAAGUACAUGACAUUUUUAUUGCUGUUUUUUUUUUUUUUUUUUUUAAUUUUUAGUCUGAUUUUCUGUAAUGGUGUCUACAAAGUGGUUAUAUUAAGAGCUUGUAUUUACAAUUGUUCAUUUACACCAUAAAUAUAUGCCAUAUUUGUAUAUCUGGGUUAUUGUUCUUUUGAAUAAAGUUUUCAUACAGUA
Molecule: messenger RNA, 4368 nt
Organism: Archocentrus centrarchus (flier cichlid)
Lineage: Eukaryota; Metazoa; Chordata; Actinopteri; Cichliformes; Cichlidae
Product: transient receptor potential cation channel subfamily M member 4-like
Exons: 28
Coding region: 226-4017 (1263 amino acids)
Biological process (GO): calcium ion transmembrane transport
Cellular component (GO): plasma membrane
Molecular function (GO): calcium-activated cation channel activity; ligand-gated calcium channel activity
Source: RefSeq, a predicted model, not a curated record